Molecule: messenger RNA, 697 nt
Organism: Brachypodium distachyon (stiff brome)
Lineage: Eukaryota; Viridiplantae; Streptophyta; Magnoliopsida; Poales; Poaceae
Product: ubiquitin
Exons: 4
Coding region: 51-479 (142 amino acids)
Biological process (GO): translation; protein ubiquitination; modification-dependent protein catabolic process
Cellular component (GO): nucleus; cytoplasm; ribosome
Molecular function (GO): ubiquitin protein ligase binding; structural constituent of ribosome; protein tag activity
Source: RefSeq, a predicted model, not a curated record
CCAUCACAGAAACAACCCCUCCCGACGAGAGCAAACAAUCGAGAGCUAAGAUGCAGAUCUUCGUGAAGACACUGACGGGGAAGACGAUCACGCUCGAGGUUGAGAGCAGCGACACCAUCGACAACGUCAAGGCCAAGAUCCAUGACAAGGAAGGUAUCCCCCCGGACCAGCAGCGUCUCAUCUUUGCGGGGAAGCAGCUGGAGGAUGGCCGCACCCUGGCCGACUACAACAUCCAGAAGGAGUCCACGCUUCACCUAGUACUGCGCCUCCGUGGCGGCAGCAGAGGCCAGUACCCCAAGAACCUCGAGCCCAAUCUCCGCAUCCUUGCUCAGAAAUACAAUGAGAACAAGAUGGUCUGCCGCAAGUGCUAUGCACGCCUCCCCCUCAGAGCGACCCACUGCCGCAAGAAGAAGUGUGGCCACAGCAACCAGCUGAGGGAAAAGAAGAGGUUUAUGUCCAAGUUUGGGUCGGACAGCUGAAUCAACUUUCGUGGCAAGCAUCAUAUCAGAGUACUUAUCAUCAGAGUUUAAGCAGUCGUGUCCUAGCUAGCUAGUUAAUUUACCUUUUCAAAUACUAGUGGUUUAUGCAUAGAUGUGGCGUGGUUAUGAAAUGGUGGUGCAAGUCCCCUACCCAGUAUUGUACAUUGAACCUUUUCAUCGAUGAAGAAAAGAUAAUAAUGCUAACGAAAUCUUCUUUA